Molecule: messenger RNA, 2613 nt
Organism: Cyclocybe aegerita
Lineage: Eukaryota; Fungi; Basidiomycota; Agaricomycetes; Agaricales; Hemipholiotaceae
Source: the annotation of a GenBank genome assembly
AUGGACUUACAGCUACUCACGCCUAGGGAUUUCCCCGCCUUUCCUUACAAUCCACCAUAUAGUAUCCAGACAUCUCUCAUGCGACACCUGUACGAAUCUAUUGAACAACGAAAAAUAACUAUCGUAGAAAGUCCCACAGGCACGGGUAAAACACUCACUUUACUCUGCUCCUCGCUCACGUGGCUACUGGACGAGAAAGAACGCUCUCGGAAGGGGAAAAUGAAAGAGAUCGCUGGCCGAGAUGGCAUUGAAGCCAAAGAUUGGGUUGUUGAACAGACCUUAAAUCGUUUGCGACGCGAGAUGGAAGCAGAUGAACGUGAAUACGAAGAAAAGCUUGCACGCGCCAGGAAACGAGAAGAACUUAUGAGGCGCGCAGCGAAAGGACGUGUAACCAAACGGCAGAAAGUCAGCCACCAAGCGACGGAGAAAACAUCGAACAAUGACCAGGACGAUGACCAGUUCCUCCCAGAAACAGACCAAGCACCAAACGAAGAAGAGAUACACAUAUCCCCCGCGUUGCGCGCCCUCAUGGCCAAGGUCGACAAGGGCAACAGCCGCCAUAACGCUGAAGAGGAAACCGCGUGCACCAAGAUAUAUUACGCGUCUCGAACUCACUCACAACUGACGCAAGUGCUUCCAGAACUCAGUAAACUGAAGCUCCGAGCUGGAAACAUAUCUAUUACGAACCACCACCUCCCACAAGAUCUGGCUGCCCCUAAACGAAGUGCUGAAUGCCUCGAUGAAGAUGACUGUGGUCCCUCCUCGUCUCGGUCUAGGAUAAGGACUGUUGCCUUGGGUUCAAGAAAACAACUCUGCAUCAACGAUCAUUUGCGAUCAAGAGCACGAGAUUUGGACGAGGCGUGCCGGGAGCUGCUAGGAGAAAAGGAAGAAAAACGCUGCAAGUACCUACCGCCAGUUGGGGAAGAGGAGAAGAUGCUCGAUUUUCGAGACCAAGUUUUGGCGGCUCCGAAGGACAUCGAAGAUUUGGCAACCGCUGGUCGCCUUGCUGAGACCUGUCCGUAUUUCGGUUCACGGCGUGCCAUCCCACAAGCACAAUUAGUAACACUUCCUUAUAACCUCCUGCUUCAGAAAUCUGCCCGUGAAGCCUUGGGCAUUGAUCUCAAAGACCAGAUAGUUUUGAUUGAUGAAGCACACAAUCUAAUACCCACCCUACUAUCUCUGUCAACUGCAUAUCUCCCCCAGUCAACGUUAACACUCGCCUUCCAGCAAGUCUGCACAUAUGUAUCGCGAUUCAAGACACGCUUGUCUCCUGUCAACAUGCUCCAUCUGAAGCGUUUGGACAUCUUUCUGGAUACGCUGAAAAAAUACGUCGAAUUAUGGAAGACAGAAAGAGCCAAGGAAAAGGAGCAGACUGAAGUGAUGACUGUCGGCGAAUUGAUAGGACGGCUAGGUAAGAAGGUUUCUGGGAUAAACCUGUUGGAGAUCGAGGCUUACUUGAAGAAAAGCAAGAUUGCCAGAAAGAUCGCAGACUACUCUGAUAAACAGGCGGAGAAAGAUAAUGAUUCAACGCUGAAAUGGCAAAUCCGCCGCGGCGCUAUUCCUCCAUUAUACAUUGUUGAAGAAUUUAUGCGCUCGCUUAUGAACACCAACGAUGACGGGCGUGUGACUUUAUCGCUUGUCCACCAUCCAGGACAAGAAAGUGCAGUUGAAAUUAAGUAUCAACUCUUGAAUCCAGCACCAAACUUCCUGGAAGUGGUCGAGGAGGCUCGGUCUGUCGUCUUGGCUGGAGGUACCAUGUCACCGAUUUCGGACGUGAUAAAUCAACUUUUUUUGCACCUUCCUUCCGAGAAAAUAACUAGUUUCUCAUGUGGUCAUAUCAUCCCGGAGUCCAAUCUGCAGGCGUUGGUAGUCGGGAAAGGACCAAGUGGAGGUGAAUUGGAAUUCAAGGCUGACAAGCAAGGGGAUCCUGCUAUUAUUUCUCAGCUGGGACAGGUGCUGCUCAACUUUGCGAACAUAGUGCCAGCCGGAAUGAUUGUCUUCUUUCCAUCCUACAAAUUCUUGAAUACCGCGAAGGCGCUGUGGGCAAAGAGUGGAACUCUGGAGAAGUACGCUGCUAAGAAGCAGGUUUUCUUCGAACCGGAGGAAAGUUCUCAUGUGGAGAAGAUUCUCCAGGAAUACUCAGCGGCCGCUACCAAGCACGCGGAAGACAAGAAAGGAGGAGCAUUGCUUUUCGCCGUUAUCGGAGCAAAACUGUCUGAAGGCCUCAAUUUCGCAGACGAUCUCGCUCGAGCAGUCGUCAUCGUUGGCCUGCCUUUUGCGAAUAUUGGGUCUCCAGAGCUACGCGAACGAAUGAAAUACGUGAAACGUUUAGAAGAACAGCGCGGUGCACAGAACAAGGAAAAGAACCAGAAAGACGCCGCAGCUGAGCUGUAUGAGAACAUGUGCAUGAACGCAGUCAACCAGAGUAUUGGAAGGGCUAUACGGCACAAGAAUGAUUGGGCGUCUCUCCUCUUGUUGGACAGACGGUACGGGACACCUUCAAUCAGGAAUAAACUUCCCAAGUGGAUAGGAAGCAAGGUAGUCAUCACUGAAGGGUUUGGCCACACUGUGAAAGAGAUGGGGGCGUUCUUCAGAAGCCGAAGGUCGCCAUGA